Messenger RNA from Aureobasidium pullulans EXF-150, 1092 nucleotides. RefSeq lists its product as uncharacterized. The record is from RefSeq and is a predicted model, not a curated record. The coding region runs from base 1 to 1092 and encodes 363 amino acids. The transcript has a single exon. Lineage: Eukaryota; Fungi; Ascomycota; Dothideomycetes; Dothideales; Saccotheciaceae.
AUGCGGUCGUCAUCGAAGCUCUACUCAACGGCCAUCGCACCACCACCUAGCCAAAGCGGGCAGCCCUUCCGAUUCCUUGAUCUCCCUCCCGAGAUUCGCAACAUGAUCUACCAAUUCUCCUUCAAGGUACCCCGAGUCGUCGAAGACAGCCACAACUGGAAGUGCAAAUGCUUCUUCACCGCCGAAUGCAACGACUAUCGCAAAGCGAUGCAGCUUCAGUGGAGUACCCCAAUGUUCGCAGCUGUGAACAAAAGCAUCCGACAGGAAGUCAUCAGCCUCUACUACGCAACAAAAGAUCUAAACUGGCACUGGAACCCUAUGAGUGUACUUUGUGAACCCGAUGAGUAUCCUCUCACCCGUUCGCUUCGGUACCUGGACUAUGCCCUGGACUUUGUAGAGAGCCAAAAUACCCAGGUCAAAAGCAUCACUAUUGAAAGCUCGAAAACUAGUUGGGACAAUCCCACUGAUACAAUGGUCGAUAUCACAAACUCUGUGCGCUUCCUCGCACCAUUUUCGGAAAACCUCAAAGAGACUGGGAGGGCACAUUCAGCAUUACACAAGAUACACUUCGCGGACGAGUCCUCCUUGGCAUAUCGUCUCUUCGACCAUGCUGGCUCCAUCGCGCCUUCUGUGCUCAACGACGAAACAGAAUUGGACAAAACGAUGCGAGCCUGGUUGUCCAAAGAUCCUGGCGCAUCAGAACUCAACUCUACGAUCAAGCGUAGGGAAGAGGCAAAGAAAGUAGAGAUCAGGUUGCGCGCAGAAAUCAUCGAAUGGGAAGAGAUAAAACGGUUACAGACUAUCCGGAUGCAGGAACAGAGACGGCAGGAAGCCAUCAGGAUGCAAGAACAGAAACGACAGGAAACCAUCAGGAUGCAUGAACAAGAGCAGCACAGGAUCAAAAUGGAAAGAAGGUGGAGGGCGAAAGAACGCAGGAUCAAGAAGUCGUCCUCGGGUCAAGCGCUCUUGAUUGUGGAUUGCUGUACUUUUUUUUAUGUUGCCGCAGCAUGUUAUGUAGCAUUUUGUCAAGCAUUCAUGACCUCGAGCUCUGCUAUAUUUCUGCUCGAUCCCUUCAACUAUGUCCAUCUGUGA